Molecule: messenger RNA, 1469 nt
Organism: Carassius gibelio (silver crucian carp)
Lineage: Eukaryota; Metazoa; Chordata; Actinopteri; Cypriniformes; Cyprinidae
Product: CMP-N-acetylneuraminate-beta-galactosamide-alpha-2,3-sialyltransferase 1-like
Exons: 6
Coding region: 432-1469 (345 amino acids)
Molecular function (GO): beta-galactoside (CMP) alpha-2,3-sialyltransferase activity
Source: RefSeq, a predicted model, not a curated record
GAUCACACAGACAAGAUUAUUAUCAGGAGAGAGAAGACUAGCAUCCUGAUCACACUCUCCUGGAUUGACCUGGAUCCUGAUCACUGUCCUCAGAUGUUUGAUAUUUCCAGAAAGAUCCUCCAGAAAAGAUCUCAGAAUGUUAUGGAAUUUUUCCGGAGAACAUUUUAACGAUUGAGGACUGUAUGUUUUAGGGAUUUUAAUCUAGCAAGGAUUUUUUUUCAGGGAUUUGUUUCAUUGUCUUGCCUCACAACCCAUUGUAAGGUUCACAUGUUCUUCUUCACAAUGUGGACACCUGCUGGAGAGUGAAGAAUCACAUAAUUGUAUAUUUUCAUUUUUCUCAAUUAUUUUUUUGUGGGAGAACAAAGAAUACGUUAUAAAUCCCUCACUUCUCUUUGGAUUCUUUUGGGGUGAAAGACAGACUCAAGCUUAAAAUGUCUCGGUUCACCCAGAGGAAAAUACGCACAUUAACAGGACUUUUGUGUGCCAUGACCUUCUCAAUGUUUGUGUUCAGUUACACACUCAGAGAACCCUCGCUGUACUUCUUCAGGUCCGUGCUGGGCUUAUCAGGAAGAACAUGUUCCUGUCAACACUGUAUAACUCACCUUGAUGAUGAAAAUGAUAGCUGGUUUAUGGAACGGUUUAACCAAUCCUUCCACCCACUGAUGUCCAGGAAAAGCAGCACACUCCCAGACGAGACAUACAGAUGGUGGCAGGGGCUACAGGCUGAGGAGAGCCCAUCCAAUCUAACCAUAGUGUUGGACAGAUUAUUCCAGCUGAUCCCUGCUGAGGAACGCUAUGUUGAUGCGCAUCCAGAUCGCUGUCGAUCAUGCUCUGUAGUCGGUAAUUCUGGGAACCUUCGGGAGACCGGUUAUGGGUCCUUUAUCGACUCCAGUGAUUUUGUCAUACGAAUGAACCAGGCUCCAACACAGGGUUUUGAAGAGGAUGUUGGCUAUAAGACUACUCAUCACCUUAUGUAUCCAGAGAGCGCCACCGAUUUAGACAACUCCACAAGUCUUAUACUCAUUCCCUUUAAAACUCUGGAUCUAGAGUGGAUCAUCAGCGCUCUGACUACAGGAGACAUCUCAAAACAGAUUGGAGAAGGCUCAUCCUAUCUCCACCCGUGUUCCCUAGUACCAGAGCUCUUUGGAUGCAGUUUCUUGAGUGAUUACCACUCUUCCUUUGAGGAAGUUGAGGGGGGCACAGCGGUCUCCAUCGAGUGCUUCUCUCAGUUACUGCCCAGGAACAUAGCAGUACUAAGAGGCUCGCUUCCUCUGUGGAGGUAUCUAGAGCAGCUAGUACGGUCGUCCCCUUCCGGUCCGCCGCUUCAGGGCACAGAGCUAGCUGCUCCAGACGCACCAGAGGCCAGUCUCGCGAGACUGGUUCAUUUAGGAGGAGACUUCAGCUUUGAGAGUCCUGAUGCUGUGGCUCAGGACCUCGGAGGGCAGACCCCUCUGGGAAGAGCGGUGUAA